Molecule: messenger RNA, 4499 nt
Organism: Bufo bufo (common toad)
Lineage: Eukaryota; Metazoa; Chordata; Amphibia; Anura; Bufonidae
Gene: ZC3H7A
Product: zinc finger CCCH-type containing 7A
Biological process (GO): miRNA processing
Molecular function (GO): protein binding; metal ion binding; miRNA binding
Source: RefSeq, a predicted model, not a curated record
UGCCUGAAGAAAGGGCGCCUCAGCCGCCAGAUUUGUGACCGUUUACAAUCUGAUGAGCAGAACAGCAUGUCCUACAUGUCAAAUGCCCGUCGCAGCCGGCAGGAAGAUAUAAAGAGUGGAAUGGAAUUCAUUCAGUCCCCAAUGCCAUUCCUUGGGUCCCAGAAAGAUUAUGAGGUUUUUAUUCAGAAGCUUAUACGAAACCUGUUCAAUGAAGGAAAUGACCUGUACAGAGAGGGACUCAAGGAUGAGUCAAUAAACCAUUACACUGAGGCCCUUAGCAUUGCCAGUUAUGCUUCAUCUGAGGAGAUUGCCAUCACCAGCGAGACAUUGGAGAAGCUGCAUGUGAACCGGGCGGCAUGUUACAUUGAAAUGAGUUUCCAUGAAGAUGCUUUGAAAGAUUGUGAAGAUGCUUUACGUAUUAAUGACAGAAAUCUUAGGGCGCUGUAUUGCAAGUCCAAAGCCUUAUCUCUAGAGAGAUACAAGGAUGCUUAUGAAGCAGUUGGAAAGUGCUCUAUCAUUGCACCAAAGGAUGAGAGCGUGGUGAAACUAACACGUGAGCUAGCUGUGAAGCUGGGGCUAAAAAUUAGGAAAGCCUAUGUCAGGGCACAGUCUAAUUCCCAGGUUACAGUUGUGGACCCAUCAGAAAAGAUGUCUGAUAGUUUUGCAGAUCAGAUAGAGCCAGAUCUGCCUGAAGUUGAUGGCCAUGGCCCUCCUCACGUGCUUUUCUCUACACUGAGUCUGAACAAUGAACCAUUAAGAGAGACCUCACCAGUUCCAGUCCAUUCAGUCUCUCCAAGUGUGCCUCCGGUUUCUGAGACUGGAAUAUUCCCUUCAGCACUUAUAAGUAGUGAUGCAUCUGUUUUAUUUCCACUGUCAAACUUGCAUGAUGAAAUAAUUGGGGAUGAACUGGAUCGCAUGCUCGAUUCCGUGCCGUCAUGCAAUGGGCUGAACAUGACUAGCAGUGCUGUAGGAGGUACCAGCAGAUUGCAUGACUUUCCAGGACUGGAGUCUCCUUUGAUAUACCAGAGUUACGCAUUCCCACAGCUAUUAACACCCCUGCCCAUGACGAGCUCUCAAAGAGAUACUUCUGUAUUGGAUCACUUGAAUGGAAUACCGAACGCUAGUCUAUCAGACAAAACUCAAUUUUCUGUAAACGAUUCCACACACUUUCUUAGAUCAGGAAGCCCUAUAGAUUUUUCUGGGACACAUAAGAAAGCACUUCAGUUUCAAUGUGUUGAUGUCGAGCCAUCUUCUGUAUUAAGCAUCAGUUCCACUGUGAGGAGCACCAAUCCUCUUGAAGAUACCCAUGAGUUCAGACAGGCCUGUCAGCAGUGUUUUACCAAAGCAGGGUUAAAGUCCUUAAACUACAAUUAUCAUCCAAACUUGGAUCAUAAAUGCAAGAAGGACAUUUUUAUAGGAAGAAUGAAGAGUUCUGCCGAUGACUCCUGGAAGGGAAUCAGACGAAGACCAACAAAGAAUCACUAUGCGGGUCAAUACUAUAUAUGUAAAGAUGUUGCUCAGGGCAUUGAGUGCACUUACCCAGGAUGUUGCACAUUUGCAUAUUGUCAAGAAGAAAUUGAUGUAUGGACUCUGGAGAGGAAAGGAAUGUUUUGCAGAGAAGCAAUAUUUGGAGGCAAUAGUGAAGUCAAUUUGACAAUCCCACAUCUACUGCAGGAGUAUUCUGGGACAUUCGUUUUUUUGUGCGAGAAAUGUUUUGACCACAAACCCAGGAUUAUCAGUGAAAAAGAUAAAGACAACCACAUUAGCUGCUCACAUCCUGUUGCAAAACAUCAUUUUGAAGAAAAUAAGUGUCUUGUUCAUCUGUUCAGAGACACUGUUGUUAAGUACUGCAAGAUCCGUCCAUUCAGCAAACACUUUAUACUAGAUCUUUGUCGACAUGAGGUCCAAUAUAGAUGCUUAAGAGAUGAUGAUUGCUUCUACGCCCACAGCUUGGUGGAACUAAGAGUCUGGGUCAUACAAGAAAAGACAGGAAUUUCCUUUGAAAGAAUUGUUCAAGAGUCUGAGUCAUAUUGGGCAAAGGAGUCCAGUUCACUAAAGCCCCAGCUGUUGAGCAUUCCCAAUAGUCCAGGAUACCCAAAUUUCAACAUCAAAUUUGUUUGUGGACAAUGCUGGAGAAAUGGGCAAGUGAUUGAAUCUGACAAAAAUCGAAAAUACUGUAGCGCAAAGGCAAGACACACAUGGACUAAAGAUUGCCAGGUUGUUCUUGUGAUGUCCAAUGAGCGCAAAAAGUGGAUAUCUAUCCGACCAUGUCCUACAAAGAAGCCCGUACCUGUUCAGUUUGAGUUGUGUCAUCAUAUAUUAAAUGCCAAAAAAUGUCAGUAUAUUGGAAAUUGCGCGUUUGCUCACAGCCAAGAGGAGAAAGAGAUAUGGACGUUCAUGAAAGAUCUAGACAUUCAGGAUAUGGAACAAUUGUAUGAGAAGUUGAACAGCAAGAAGACUGCAAAAGGGAAUGAGAUUUCAAGUCAAGGGAACAAACUAAUUCACCUUCCUACUGACUACGCAGAAACCGCAGUUGAUUUUCAUUGCUGGCUUUGUGGUAGAAACUGCAAUAGUGAGCGUCAGUGGAAGAUGCAUAUGUCAUCAGAAAAGCACAAAGAGAAAGUUUUCCUUUCUGAAGAUGAUCAGAACAUCUGGCAGCACCGCUUCCCUACUGGCUGUUUUAGCAUAUGUAAAAGGUUCUUAUCUGGUUCAUGUCUGAAUGGAGAGCAGUGCACAUUUGCUCAUGGAAAUGCUGAACUUGUGGAAUGGAAAGCGAGGAGCGAGGUUCUACGCCAAAAACUGGAGAAAGCACGCAAGGAUCAGCUCAUUAACCCUGAUGAUAAUGACUUUGGAAAAUAUAGUUUUUUGAUUAAAUAUUUCAAGUAAAGUAUCUGAUUAUGAAAUACCACAUGGAUAAAAUGGUGUAGGAGGUUUGUUUUUUAAAAAAAAGGUCCCGAUAUUGAGGAAACAUCAGGUCCUGCUCCUCUUGAUGUUCUGAGUCAUAUGAGGCAGAAAAGCAUUUUGUGGAUGUGGAUCUCAUGGUUAAAAAAUGAGAGCAAAGGAUACUGAUACCUGCUUCAUAAAUGGGCAUUGCAGACUGAUCAGUUGUUCUAAUGAUAGAUUUACAGUAAACUAAAUCUCUGAUCUCACAGGGAAGGGUUGAUUAUUUCUGAAAACGCUUUUAUUGAUUAGCCUCAGCAUCACAGUUAUUGGAAUAUAUAUUUGUAUAGAUACAAGAAAAAUAUAGGAACAGGUUCAUAAGAUAAAAUGAAAAAUUUUACUUUUCCCAAUUUUGUUUUAUCCUAAGUUUAGCUAUCCCCAAGGUAACCAAAGGCUGUAGCCUUGUGGCAUCGUCGGUAAGGUUUGUGUCCAGUCCUGCUGCUCCUGCAGCAGUAUAGUAUCAGCAUGCGUGGCCAUGUGGACAGAGUAUUACUAUUAUUUCCGUCAUUCCUAUUUUUUGCCAGUUAAUGGCAUGUGACAGUGAACAUGCGAGUACAUUGCUAGCAGUGCGUAGGUGUAGAGUCCCAUAGGCCAGGCUGCUAAGCCACCUUCCUAACAUAGCCCGUACUUAUUUGAGUCUAAUAAUGGUAGCUAUUGAUUGAAAACCUUUUUAAUGUUGUAUUAUUAUUAUAUUGGUAAAGUAUUUGAUUAUUUAGUGGAAUAUACCAUAUGCUGAGCUUGAUAUACUGUAGCUGAAAUCCAGUCAUGUUUAAUCUAAUGUUCCAUAGGGCACUUAAAGGGGCAUUCUCAUUGUAUAAGGGUAUGGUAUAUCACUAGGAUAGGCAUUCGCUUCAUGAUCUAACCCCUGGGACCCCACUGAUUCAGUCUGCAGCCCCUUCUCUGGGUUCCUCUGCACAGCAUGGCUCCAAUCUAUUGUCACCAGCCAUAUCAGAGGCGCACAGUAGUGAUCUUCAGUGGGACAUUUGACCUGAAAAAUCAUUUCCCUUGACGUGGGGUAAUAUUUGCAGCUCAUUUUAUAAGUAAUUGACCAUGUUUUGUGGCCUCUUUAACGUGAAAUCAUUCUGUAGUUAUUGGUUUGUUUUCAGUUCAUUUACUAUUUUACCAAAAGUUUGCCAAAAUUUACACUCUGGAUUUUUUUUUCCACAGUGGGUGGAUGAGAUUUCCUAACAUCUCAUCCACUUUGCUGCUACUGUAAAAUGCUGCGGGUCGCAGCUCAUCCGUCACAUGUAUAUUGGCGGCUUCUCCCAGCUUGUACAUUAAAUGGAGCACAAAAACGCAGUGUAAACAUAGCCUUACCUAUUUAAUGGCCAUUCCGCUUAUGGUUCCUGCCUUUUUACAUGAGGAAUAUUUUAUUUUUGUGAUAUUCUUUACAUUCUUAUAGAAUGCACAUUUAGAUUUACUAAGCUAAAUGCACCUAAGAACUGGCAUGUAGGCUUUGAACCACAUUUACAGUGGAUAUAAAAAGUCUACACACCCCUGUUAAAAUGUCAGGUUUCUGUGAUGUAAAAAAAUGAGACAAAGAUAAAUCAUUUCAGAAC